This is a messenger RNA of Penicillium longicatenatum, 2085 nucleotides long. Its product is annotated as acetoacetyl-CoA synthase. Gene Ontology annotation, cellular component: cytosol. The record is from RefSeq and is a predicted model, not a curated record. NCBI's taxonomy places the organism in Eukaryota, Fungi, Ascomycota, Eurotiomycetes, Eurotiales, Aspergillaceae. Bases 1 to 2085 code for a protein of 694 amino acids. Gene Ontology annotation, molecular function: acetoacetate-CoA ligase activity. The transcript has 6 exons. Gene Ontology annotation, biological process: lipid metabolic process.
AUGUCAGUACCCGCCCCCCGGAAGCUAUGGGAGCAUCCAAACCCCGAAUCAACAACAAUGGGGAGGUUCCGGCAUGAGCUGGAGCGGUCCACUGGACGGCGAUUUAAUCGAAAUGACAAGGCAUUCCAUGAUAUGUACCUCUAUUCUAUUCAGAACCGCACAGCAUUCUGGGACUUUUGCUGGAAGUAUUUCCAAAUUAUUCACGAAGGAUCAUACACUCAGAUCGUAGAUGAGUCUGCACGUAUGGACAGUGUGCCAGAAUGGUUCAAUGGUAUAAAUUUGAACUUUGCCGAGAACAUGCUUUUCUACGGCCGUCCGGGGAAUACAACGGGCAAAGAGGACCACAAGAUUGCAAUCACUGAGGUGCGAGAGGGUGCUAACAAAGAGGCCAUCCACCUUACCUGGGGAGAAUUGCGAAAGAGGGCUGGAGCUUUGAUCCAAGCGAUGAAGGCUAAUGGAGUGGUUCGGGGUGAUCGUAUCGCGGUCUGCAGUGCCAACUCAAUCCACACAAUGCUGGUCUUCGUGGCUACAACCGCUCUUGGCGCGAUCUUUUCAUCUAGCUCUACGGAUAUGGGCACCAAGGGGGUUUUAGAUCGUCUGUUGCAGAUUAAGCCGCGCUGGCUUUUCAUGGAUGAUUUUGCUGUCUAUAAUGGGAAGACGAUUGACCUGCGGGCCAAAAUGAAGGAAAUCGUCCAGGGAAUGGAUUCGGUAUCUGAGUUCCAAGGAGUGAUUGCUCAACCACGAUUCGCCGAAAACCCAGCCGAGGUGGAAUCGAUCCCGAGAGCCUCGACGCUGGCAAGCUAUCUGGAGAAAGCAGCUGGAAAUGACCGUCUCGAGUUUGAGCGGGUUGCUUUCCGGGAUCCAUUCCUGAUCGUUUAUUCGUCUGGAACAACUGGCCAGCCCAAGUGCAUUGUCCACUCAGUCGGAGGAGUGCUGCUCAAUGCCAAUAAGGAAGGAAUCUUGCAUAUGGAGAGUACAUCAGAUAGUGUUGCGCUACAGUAUACGACAACUGGGUGGAUCAUGUAUCUAACCGCGAUGCAAACUUUGCUAUUCGGAGCUCGAGUGGUACUCUACGACGGUAGUCCUUUCAUCCCGAAUGUGACGGCAUUAGUGGACUUGGCAGCUCAAGAGAAGGUGACACAUCUGGGAAUCUCCCCACGGUGGCUACAGGAGUUUCAGCAAGCAAACCUCAAGCCCCGGGAAUUGUUCGAUCUAAGCUCUCUUCGCGUGGUAACCAGCACUGGCAUGGUCCUGCGAGAUGCGUUGUUUGAGUGGUUCUAUGACGAAGGAUUUCCAUCUCAUGUUCGUCUCAACAACAUCUCAGGCGGCACAGAUCUAGCCGGGUGUUUCGGCGUGGGGAAUCCUCUCCUGCCGGUUUACGUCGGGGGCUGUGCCGGGUUCAGCUUAGGAGUGCCAGUGGAAGUAUACGAUUCAACCAUCGAAGGCGACGGUGUCAAGGGUGUUCCUGUGACCGACGGAGAGCCAGGAGACUUGGUCUCUACUGCUGCCUUCCCCAACAUGCCGACACAAUUCUGGGGCGAUCACAGUGGCAAAAAGUAUUUCGAUGCGUACUUUGGAAGGUUCGACAACGUGUGGACCCACGGAGAUUUCAUCUCGAUACACCCUACUACGAAGCAAAUUAUGUUUAUGGGUCGCGCCGAUGGAGUUCUGAAUCCCUCAGGAGUUCGCUUUGGCUCUGCAGAAAUUUACCGAGUUAUCGAAGGCCUUUUCUCUCAGGAGAUUGCCGAUUCCAUCUGUGUCGGUCAGCGUCGACCAUCCGACAGUGAUGAGCGGGUUAUGCUCUUCUGCUUAAUGAAGAAAGAGGUCCCUUUCACAGAUGAUUUGGUGAAUCGGAUUAAACAGGCGAUUCGAACGGAACUCAGUGCCCGUCACGUGCCCCUGUACAUUUUCGCGACCCCCGAAAUCCCGACCACGGUGAAUUUCAAGAAGGUCGAACUUCCAGUGAAGCAAAUUGUAUCCGGCAAGCGGAUCAAGCCCUCGGGCACCCUUCUCAAUCCUGGUAGCUUGGAAUAUUAUUACCGAUUCGCCGAGGUAGAGAAGCUUAGUCGGGACAGCAAGCUGUAG